Messenger RNA from Asparagus officinalis (garden asparagus), 306 nucleotides. RefSeq lists its product as uncharacterized. Bases 1 to 306 code for a protein of 101 amino acids. The record is from RefSeq and is a predicted model, not a curated record. The transcript has a single exon. NCBI's taxonomy places the organism in Eukaryota, Viridiplantae, Streptophyta, Magnoliopsida, Asparagales, Asparagaceae.
AUGAAGGGCGUUCAGCAAUUCGUUAGAUGGGAAAAGAUUGCCCAGAGAUAUGUUGGUCCAAUCAGGAUUAUUAAGCAUGUUAUAGCUAUUUCUUAUGGAUUAGAUCUUCCAACAUCUUUGUCAAGUGUAUACGAUGUCUUUCAUGUUUCGAUGCUCAAGAAGCAUUUGCGCGACGAGGAGCAGCAAAGAGUGAUUGAUGCACUAAAGAUUGAGAUCAAGGAUGAUUUGACUACCAUAGAGAUUCUGGUUUGUAUUCUUGCUAGAGAGGCUAAAAAGAUUAGAAACAAAGUUAUUCCAUUAGUGUAA